Molecule: messenger RNA, 1832 nt
Organism: Salvelinus sp. IW2-2015
Lineage: Eukaryota; Metazoa; Chordata; Actinopteri; Salmoniformes; Salmonidae
Gene: olfm4l2
Product: olfactomedin 4-like 2
Exons: 5
Coding region: 56-1453 (465 amino acids)
Biological process (GO): signal transduction
Source: RefSeq, a predicted model, not a curated record
UCUGUGUGUCUGUGUGCUUAAAAGCCAAAGUUGUUCCUUUUAGUUUCAGUGUGCCAUGGGUACUCUAACACUGACUAUGCUGUUGCUCCUGUUGCUCCUGACAUCCACUAGUAAUGGUGAUGCCCAGCGUAUUCCUGGCUUGAAGAAGGAUGACUCAUGUUCAUGUCAGGUCAACAGUAGUGUCUGGGUGUUCCCUGCCAUGAAGUUUGAGGGGGUGCUGCAGCUGGUGCAAGACUGUGGCGACUCCCUGCAAAACCUCCAGGCACAGGUGAAGCUGUCCAACGAGAGGCUUCCUGAGAUCCAGGCCACCAUUGAGAACGUGACAGCUCGCCUGGAGCCGUACCAGUACCUGAACGACCAGGGUCUGUACACCGCCCUGCACCUGCGUCAGCUAGCUAAGGGACUGAGGGAGCUGGAGGAAGACAUCAGCUCCAUACACCAAGACAAGCCAAGUGAUCAGACUCAGAAACUGACCCAAGAGAUAGGUAAGGUACGUAAGGAGGUAGAUAAGAUGCAUUUGUCAAACACCUUUAACAUGAAGACGGUGAAGGAAAAACUUCGCUCGCUGAAGAAUGGCGUGGAGUCCUGUAGGACAAUCCCAGAGGAGUUCAUAAGCAAGCAAGGUGUUUGCUCUCAACGCAUCAUGUCCAACAUCAGCACCCCUGUGAUCACAAAGAUCAGCCCGUAUGGCAAAAGCUAUACGUCUGGUUCCUGGGGUCGCCAGGCCAAGCAGGUCAUGGAAGACCAGGAGGGCAGUGGGGUGUUCUACUGGGUUCAGCCCCUCGUGAGCAGCCACAGACUGGGGAACAUCGUUCGACGCUACCGCUCCUACGACGACUUCAUGGCCUCCAAGAACCACGAGGAUGUGUCCGUGGCACCGUCCUACAGCCAUGCUAAUGCCAUCCAGGGCUCCGGCACGGUGGUGUAUGGUGAGGCAGUGUUUUAUAACUGCUACUUCUCCCCUGAGCUGUGCCGCUAUGACCUACAAACCAAGGUCACAACUCGUCUGAAUAUCCCAGACAUCGGUACCAACAACAAGUUUCCCUACUGCUACUACAACUGUAAAGACUGGACGGACACCGACUUUGCUGCUGAUGAGACUGGCCUGUGGGUGAUCUACAGCACACUGGGUAACCAUGGGAACCUGGUGCUGAGCCGGCUAGACAGCGAGGCGUUCAACGUGACACACACUUGGACCACGCGCCUCUUCAAGAAGUCAGUGACUAAUGCCUUCAUGGUGUGCGGAAUACUGUAUGCCACCCGYUACAUUGACCAGUUCCAUGAGGAGGUGUUCUAUGCGUUUGACACAGCAACAGGUCAAGACGACAACACCCUGGCUCUUCCCCUGGAGAAGAUUGAGAACGGUGUGGCCAGUCUGAGCUACAACCCCAUCGACAGGCAGCUCUACAUGUACAAYGAUGGUUACCUUCUGUCUUACCAAGCUAUCUUUUAAAGUAAACCYUGUACAUGAUGUAGAAACAGUGUAUAAUGUGAGACAAAUCCCACAUUUUGCUGUUUUCCUGCUUAUCUUUAUAAACUUGACUUCUUCCUAAAAAUAAAACCACAGCAAUGAACCUCAAUUAUUUUGAUGUUAAUAAGAGUGGGUUUUAAUUGUGUUGAGGUGCUAUAAAACACAAUUAACAGACUGAACUGAGCUCUAAAUUACUUUAUUCAGUCAAUCUUUUUUCUCAAUGGGGGCAUUCACUUUCCUUUCCCCAAAGCUACUAAGGUAGACAUGUAACACACACACACAGAUGAUAUGUUCUCUCAGUGUAGUCUUGUUGUAUCCAUAAUAGUGCUCUUGUUCCCUGAAAAUAAAUACAUAGAAAAUU